AUGUCAGAAGUUAUCACAAUUACUAAACGGAAUGGUGCCUUCCAAAAUUCAUCUAAUUUAUCAUAUAACAACACAGGAAUAUCAGAUGACGAGGAUGAUGAACAAGAUGUAUACUUGCCGGAUGUAAACUCAUCUUCUAGAGACCAGUCUGAUUCUCAAAUAGUAACACCAGGUGAAUUGGUUACUGAUGACCCCAUCUGGAUGAGGGGUCACGGUACUUAUUUCCUUGAUAAUAUGACUUACUCGUCCGUUGCCGGUAUGGUAUCCCGUGUCAAUAGACUGCUGUCAGUUAUUCCAUUGAAAGGUCGUUAUGCCCCAGAAACUGGAGACCACAUUGUGGGAAGGAUUGCUGAAGUGGGUAAUAAGAGAUGGAAAGUAGACAUUGGUGGUAAGCAACACGCAGUGCUUAUGUUGGGUUCCGUUAAUUUACCAGGUGGUAUUUUAAGAAGAAAAUCCGAAACUGACGAACUGCAGAUGAGAAGCUUCCUUAAAGAAGGAGAUCUUCUGAACGCAGAAGUACAGUCAUUAUUCCAAGAUGGUAGUGCUUCGUUACAUACAAGGUCUCUAAAAUACGGAAAGCUAAGAAACGGAAUGUUUUGCCAGGUUCCAAGCUCGUUAAUUGUUAGAGCCAAAAAUCAUACCCAUAAUUUACCUGGUAACAUAACUGUGGUUCUUGGAGUAAAUGGUUACAUAUGGUUACGGAAAACAUCUCAGAUGGACCUAGCAAGGGACACGCCCGCUGCCAACAACAAUGCCUCGAGUAAAUCACCUGGGCCCACUGGUGCGGUAUCAUUAAAUCCCUCCAUAACAAGACUAGAAGAAGAAUCUUCAUGGCAAAUAUACUCAGACGAAAACGACUCCUCGAUAUCAAACAGUAUACGACAAACAAUUUGUCGAUAUGCAAACGUGAUCAAAGCAUUGGCGUUCUGCGAAAUUGGCAUUACUCAACAACGUAUAGUGAGCGCUUACGAAGCUAGUAUGGUGUAUCCCAAUAUAGGUGAGCUGAUUGAGAAAAACGUGAUGGAAUCCAUUGGCAAUGAUAUCCUAACCGCCGAGAAAAUGAGAGGUAAUGGUAACCAAUAA
Saccharomyces mikatae IFO 1815 is the source of this 1083-nucleotide messenger RNA. It is a transcript of the gene RRP4, whose product is annotated as exosome non-catalytic core subunit RRP4. Gene Ontology annotation, cellular component: cytoplasmic exosome (RNase complex); nuclear exosome (RNase complex). NCBI's taxonomy places the organism in Eukaryota, Fungi, Ascomycota, Saccharomycetes, Saccharomycetales, Saccharomycetaceae. The transcript has a single exon. The record is from RefSeq and is a predicted model, not a curated record. The coding region runs from base 1 to 1083 and encodes 360 amino acids. Gene Ontology annotation, molecular function: RNA binding. Gene Ontology annotation, biological process: poly(A)-dependent snoRNA 3'-end processing; TRAMP-dependent tRNA surveillance pathway; U4 snRNA 3'-end processing.